Messenger RNA from Mya arenaria, 496 nucleotides. RefSeq names its product 60S ribosomal protein L23. The transcript is spliced from 5 exons. Gene Ontology annotation, molecular function: structural constituent of ribosome; large ribosomal subunit rRNA binding. Gene Ontology annotation, cellular component: ribosome; cytosolic large ribosomal subunit. Gene Ontology annotation, biological process: translation. The record is from RefSeq and is a predicted model, not a curated record. The coding region runs from base 55 to 477 and encodes 140 amino acids. Lineage: Eukaryota; Metazoa; Mollusca; Bivalvia; Myida; Myidae.
CGUCUAAGUUUCAACGCAUGCGCUGAUACUUACUUCCUUUUCCAAAACCUAAACAUGUCGAAAAGAGGACGUGGAGGUUCCGCCGGAGGAAAGUUCAGAAUUUCCUUGGCCCUGCCAGUGGGCGCUGUCAUCAACUGUGCAGACAACACUGGUGCCAAGAAUCUGUACGUUAUUGCUGUGCAGGGAAUCAAGGGUCGUCUCAACAGAAUGCCAGCUGCUGGCUCAGGAGACAUGAUUGUAGCCACAGUAAAGAAGGGAAAACCUGAACUCAGAAAAAAGGUUAUGCCUGCGGUGGUGAUCAGACAAAGAAAACCCAUCAGAAGAAAAGAUGGCUCCUUCAUAUACUUUGAAGACAAUGCGGGGGUCAUUGUAAAUAAUAAGGGAGAAAUGAAAGGUUCUGCUGUGACAGGGCCGGUAGCGAAGGAAUGUGCAGACUUGUGGCCCCGUAUCGCUUCCAAUGCCAGCUCCAUUUGUUAAUAAACGUACAGAAAAAGAA